Molecule: messenger RNA, 1617 nt
Organism: Fraxinus pennsylvanica
Lineage: Eukaryota; Viridiplantae; Streptophyta; Magnoliopsida; Lamiales; Oleaceae
Source: the annotation of a GenBank genome assembly
AUGGGAGAUCGGAAACGGAGGAUUUGUAUUAUUCAAAAUGUGUUGAUGUUAUUAAUCGGAAGCUUCAUUUCUCAGCUCUACGCUUCCGACGAUGUGACAUUCUACGAGUCCUUUGAUGAGACAUUCGAAGGGAGGUGGAUUGUAUCUGAGAAAGAGGAUUACAAAGGUGUAUGGAAACAUGUGAAGAGUGAGGGGCAUGAUGAUCAUGGUCUGCUUGUGAGUGAUAAGGCCAAGAAGUACGCUAUUGUAAAGGAACUUGACGAGCCUAUUGACCUAAAGGAUGGAACUGUCAUCCUUCAGUAUGAGGUUCGCCUUCAGAAUGGCCUUGAAUGUGGUGGUGCUUAUAUCAAAUACCUCCGUCCCCAGGGUGCUGGAUGGAUUCCCAAAGAAUUUGAUAAUGAAUCACCUUAUACAAUAAUGUUUGGUCCUGAUAAAUGUGGAGCAACAAACAAGGUUCACUUCAUCUUGAGGCACAAGAAUCCCAAUAGUGGAGAGUAUAUUGAACACCACCUCAAGUAUCCACCAUCGGUGCCUUCUGACAAAUUGACCCAUGUUUAUACAGCCAUCCUAAAACCUGAUAAUGAGUUGAGAAUAUUGGUUGAUGGGGAAGAGAAGAAGAAGGCUAACUUUCUCUCAAAUGAUGACUUUGAGCCACCACUAGUCCCUCCUAAAACUAUUCCCGACCCAGACGAUAGGAAGCCUGAGGAUUGGGACGAGAGAGCAAAAAUUCCAGACCCAGAUGCCAAGAAACCAGAUGAUUGGAACGAGGAUGCUCCAAUGGAAAUUGAGGAUGAGGACGCUGUGAAACCUGAGGGAUGGUUGGAUGACGAGCCUGAGGAGAUUGAUGAUCCCGAGGCUACAAAACCAGAAGACUGGGAUGAAGAAGAAGAUGGUGAAUGGGAGGCUCCAAAAAUUGAUAACCCCAAAUGUGAAGAGGCACCUGGAUGUGGGGAGUGGAAGAGGCCAAUGAAGAGGAAUCCUGCUUACAAGGGAAAAUGGCACCCUCCCCUUAUUGAGAAUGUCAAUUACAAGGGUGUUUGGAAGCCCCAGCUAAUUGGAAACCCUGACUAUUUUGAGCUCGAUAGACCAAACUUUGAUCCCAUUGCAGCUAUUGGCAUUGAGAUCUGGACAAUGCAAGAUGGUUUGUUGUUUGACAAUAUUUUAAUAGCUUCUGAUGAAAGUGUCGCAGAAUCAUACCGGGGAACUGCAUGGAAGCCUAAAUUUGAUGUAGAGAAAGAGAAACAGAAGGCUGAAGAAGCUGCUGAUUCUGAAGGGCUCCAGGGUGUCCAGAAAGUGGUGUUCUACUACCUUUACAAGGUUGCUGACCUCCCCUUCUUGGGCGAUCACAAGUUUAAAUUUUUGGAUCUUCUUGAAAAGGCCGAGAAACAGCCCAACCUCACAAUCGGAGUCCUAAUCUCCUUUGUUGUUGUUUUCUUCACAAUUUUAUUGAAGCUUGUUUUCGGUGGGAAAAAGCCGACAAAAGUUCCUGCAAAGACAGAGACAAAAAAAUCCGAUGCUGCUGAAACUUCCAAAAAUCAGGAAAGCUCGAAGGAGAAGGAAGAGCAGAAUGAAGUUCCUGCUGCUCCUCGUAGAAGGACCACCAGGCGUGAGAAUUAA